AUGGAUCAGUGGAAGAAAUUCACCAGCAACGUCGCCAGCAAUGUCGGACCUCAGUUCCAGAACAUCGGCAAGACUUUUGGCAACCUCAACCAGCAGGCUCGUGAGCGAUUCGGUGCUGUCGACCAGGAAGACAUCACUGAGCUGCCUCAGGAAUACAAGGACUUGGAACGUCGCGUCGAUGCGCUCAAGAGCGCUCACACCGGCCUCAUGAAGGUCGCCAAAGUCUACGAAACCGAGAGCUACGACUAUCCUACCCAGCUGCAAGAGAGCAUCACUCAGCUCUCGGCAAGUGUAGGUCACAGCGUCACCUCGUGGGCUGCGAGCGCAACCCGCGGUACUAAUCUCCCCAAGGUGUCUCCCACCGCUCGUCCCGAAAAGGUUAACAAGACGCUCCACCACGCUCUCUCUCGCGCUGCUGCUAGCGGUGCGCUCCAACUUGGUGCGGAUCCAUCCAACCUUUCUGGCCUGCCCAAGCUCGACACGGCACAAGCACCUGGAUCCGAGACCGCGCUCAAGGACGACUCGAAGCUCGGCGAAGCUCUCCAAAAGUUUGCCAUCGCAGAAGACCGUCUGGGCAACGCGCGUCUGACACAGGACGACCAGAUCACGCAAGGCUUCAAUGUACCCUUCAACUCGUUUGGAGCUCAGAUUCAGCUUGCGAUGAAGGCGCGUCAAAGCGUCAACGACGCACGCUUGCAUCUCGACAGCUGGAAACAGUCGCUCAAGUCAGCUGAAAACGCUGGUUCGAGCGCUAAACUCGAACAGUACAGAGGCGAGGUCGAACAGGCUGAGGACAAGCUGGUCGCCGCCACCGAGGAAGCAAUCAGCUUGAUGAAGCAGGUUCUCGAGAACCCGGAGCCAAUCAAGAGUCUCAGCGCUUUCAUCAAGGCGCAGGCCGAGUACCAUGCAGCUGCGGCUGAGUUGCUCGCGAAUGUUCAGCAGGAGCUGGCACAGUUGGCUACUUCGGUCGAGAGCGAUUACCGUCUCUCGCGUGGUUAG
Molecule: messenger RNA, 999 nt
Organism: Mycosarcoma maydis (corn smut)
Lineage: Eukaryota; Fungi; Basidiomycota; Ustilaginomycetes; Ustilaginales
Exons: 2
Coding region: 1-999 (332 amino acids)
Source: RefSeq, a predicted model, not a curated record